AUGGCCGGCUCCCAGGGCAGGGCGAAUGCGCUGAUCGCAAAGGCCAACAAUAAACUCAGAGGCUGGAGCAUGUUUGGCUCAUAUAGCAAGUACGAGGACGCCGCAGAGCUUCUGGCCAGCGCCGCGAAGCACCUGAACUCGCGAAAGCAUUUGUAUUGGCCUAUGGCGGAGGUCUGGAUGCGCGGGCGGGUUGUGGUCGGACAGUGUGCUGUGGGCAACGUGCCUUUUUCAUGCUCUGGCGCGUUUGUGCUGAUUUGGUUGAGGCCAUGUUGCGUGCGGCUCUCAUGUGCUUGGUGGUGGCUGUCGCGGACCACAGUGUGCGUUGUGGGAAGGGUUCUGUGA
Messenger RNA from Ostreobium quekettii, 342 nucleotides. The record is from the annotation of a GenBank genome assembly. NCBI's taxonomy places the organism in Eukaryota, Viridiplantae, Chlorophyta, Ulvophyceae, Bryopsidales, Ostreobiaceae.